Molecule: messenger RNA, 1242 nt
Organism: Brenthis ino (lesser marbled fritillary)
Lineage: Eukaryota; Metazoa; Arthropoda; Insecta; Lepidoptera; Nymphalidae
Source: the annotation of a GenBank genome assembly
AUGGACGAUGACGAUUACUGGAAUACUAGCGAGACCAAAGCCAAAGCAUUUAGUUUUGACGAUGAUGUGCUGUCCCCUCAAGAAAUUCUUGCAAUUGGUCAAAAGUCAUAUUCUGGCCAAACAGACGACAGUGUAUUCAAUUCAACUUUAAAUAAUGCUAAAUCUCAACUUUUACCACUAUCCAGCUUGGUGCCUCCAAAAGUUUUAGAUUUAAUUGUUUUAGCACAAUCAGGUAAAGACCUCAAGGACAAACAGGACUCAGGACCAACAAUAGCAAUAACAUUAAAAAGACUUAUUUUGGGUAGAAGCUUCUCGCUUCAAAUUCAUCGAAGCUUAAAAAGCAAAACUGAAUUGUUAGAUGCUGCAAUAGCUAUUGGUGAUGGAAAUGCCAUAUUAACUGUUGUGUUAUUUUUAAUACAAACUUUAAAUAAAAAGUUAGUGUAUGAAAUUUUAUCAUCAAGAACUCUUGCUUUGAAUCAUUAUAUAAGCUUUCUGCAAACUGAAGGCAAAAUUACAGAGCUCACUGAUUUACUAACAAUGUUAGGACGCAGUCCUGAAGCAGCUAUGUACCAAUUUCAAUAUAUUGUCAAAACUCAAGGGAACAGUGUAGAUGGAUUGUUAAAGAAGUUAAACAACUUGAUGUCAAAUCAUUUCAAUCAGCCCGGCAUUGACUCUCAUCAGACAAAAAUGCUCUCGGACUACAUUAAAUUACUAGAAUGGCAGAAAUGUGCAAAUAAAUCGGAUUUGAAUAAUAAAUCGACACUACAAUGCCUUUCUCACUGCUGCGUCAACCACUGGCAAGAGGGUGCGGGCAAUAUGAUGUCACCGCUCACGCUUUGCCAACGACAGCAGGUGCCUCCACUUCAAUACGACUGGGUGGUGUUAAAUGUACACGCGAAUUCGAAGAAAUGGGACAUUGUGGAGUCUUUGUUUACAAAAAAGGACUGGUUCGGACGUACAACAGUAUCAUCUCAUAUUCCCAUAGAAAUAUUACUAUCGAGAUUGAAUUCUCUCUCUGCAAGUAAAACCUUGCUGGCGACAUGUUUAAAUAAACUACAAAAUUCAGAACAAAGAUUGGCACUGGCACAAAAAUAUAAGGUACAUUCAGUUGUUAUAGAGACACUAGCUAAGCAAAAGGACCGUACUUCUUUAACAAAUUAUAAAAUGACACUAAGCCCUCAAUCUGAGGAGUAUAUUUUAGCAGAUAACACUCUAAGAGACCAUUCAAUUAAAUGGAAAAAU